This is a messenger RNA of Aspergillus fumigatus Af293, 804 nucleotides long. RefSeq names its product sulfotransferase family protein. Lineage: Eukaryota; Fungi; Ascomycota; Eurotiomycetes; Eurotiales; Aspergillaceae. The record is from RefSeq and is a predicted model, not a curated record.
AUGGGCCAAACCACUUCGAUUCCGAAGCCCGGAACCCAAAUCCAAGUCAUCGGCGCCGGGCUGCCUCGCACUGGGACUACAUCCUUGAGCAUGGCCUUGGCUAUCCUGCUCGACGCGCCCGUCUACCACUGCAACACCCAAACCACACGCGGGCCACCGUCGGAGCUAAAAUCAUGGAUCCGCAUCCUCCAUGCAUGGCUUGAGGGCGAUCGUCCCACUGUCUUGGCUGCUCUCAAAUCUUGCCUGACUGGCUUCGCUGCCGUCACCGACACUCCGGCUUGUCACCUUCUCCCAGAGUUGCUGGAACUCUACCCCGAUGCCAAGGUCGUCUGUACAGUGCGUGAUCCGCUCGCGUGGGAAAAGAGCAUGAAACAAGCGCAUGGGCUUACAAGAACGUGGUUCCUAAAAGCGCUCCUGUUUCCACUGCCAGGCAUGCGACAUUUUGUGGACUUUACUUGGCUGCUGCGGCGGCAGUGGAGCAGGCUGUAUGCCGAUGGUCGACAUCUGAAUUCGGUCAAUGAGGUCGCCGCCACCCUGCCACAGAGGGAGACCUACUCCAGGCAUCUAGCAUGGUUGAAGGAAAAUGUGCCACCCCAUCAGCUUAUAUUCUUUGACGUGAGGGAGGGCUGGGAGCCGCUGUGUAGAGCGCUGGGUAAAGAUGUUCCCAAGGAUGUACCCUUCCCGCAUGAGAAUGACUCGGUGGGAAUCGAGCGCACCGCCAAAUACCACAUCCGACGGGCGUUGAUGCGGUGGGCGGGGAUGUUUGCUCUGACUGGGGUUAUUAUUAUAGCCGGUUUUUCGUGA